ACUGUUAUAUUAUAUAAGUCUUCGAAAUUGGAAUGACCAAGUUCAAUUAAUCAGAAUUCAUAGUCGUGAAUCAAUAUCUGCAUGAUGCUCAAGUUUCGGUAUAUAUUGUCUAAAUCGAAAUCCAAAUUAAGCAGCACUCUUCUUGUUGUUCCGACUCGCACUUCAUCAUCCAAAUCGAACUCCAAUGCUUAUUAUUCCUUUUCUCGCCACUUAUAUUCGCAUUCCCGAAAUGCUUUCUCAUUUUCCAAUUCUAGGGUUCCGAACUUUCGGAGUUUCUGUACCGCACCGGAGAGGGACUCCAUCGAAUACGACGUCGUUAUCGUCGGAGCAGGACCCGCCGGCUUAUCGGCGGCGAUACGGUUAAAGCAAAUGUGCCGGGAAAAAAACUCUGAUUUGUCUGUGUGUGUCCUCGAGAAAGGUGCUGAAGUUGGUGCUCACAUUCUUUCUGGAAACGUUUUUGAACCCCGAGCACUGGAUGAGCUUCUCCCACAGUGGAAGCAGCAAGAGGCUCCGAUCACCACCCCUGUCUCUUCUGAUAAGUUUUGGUUUCUCACCAAGGAUCGUGCAAUUUCACUUCCAUGUCCUUUUAACAACAAAGGCAACUAUGUAAUAAGUCUAAGUCAGUUAGUACGUUGGAUGGGAGCCAAAGCCGAAGAGUUAGGAGUAGAAAUAUACCCAGGAUUUGCAGCUAGUGAGAUAUUGUAUGAUGCAAACAACAAAGUUAUUGGUAUUGGAACCAAUGACAUGGGAAUUUCAAAAGAUGGUUCGAAGAAGGAGAAUUUUCAGCGAGGCGUCGAGGUCAAAGGUCGCAUAACACUUCUGGCUGAGGGAUGUCGAGGAUCAUUAUCAGAGAAAAUAAUGAAAAAGUACAACCUGAGAGAGAAGGGAGGUGCAGAACAUCAGACAUAUGCUUUAGGAAUCAAAGAGGUUUGGGAAAUUGAUGAGGAAAAGCAUCAACCUGGUGCAGUAUUCCAUACGUUGGGAUGGCCCUUGGAUCAUAAAACAUAUGGAGGAUCUUUUCUGUAUCACAUGAAAGAUAAACAGAUAUCUAUAGGCUUUGUGGUUGCUUUGAACUAUCAGAACCCUUUCAUGAGUCCUUAUGAGGAAUUCCAGUUUUUUGCUCCUUCCUUCACUCUCCCUUGUGUCUUCUCUCUUGGUUCCCAGAAACUUAAGCAGCAUCCUGCAAUCAAACCAUUUCUGGAAGGUGGAACAGUUAUCCAGUAUGGAGCUCGCACUUUAAACGAAGGUGGUUUUCAGUCUAUCCCAUAUCCAGUUUUUCCUGGAGGAGCACUUAUUGGAUGUUCAGCUGGCUUCUUAAAUGUGCCUAAGAUAAAGGGAACUCACACAGCAAUGAAAUCAGGAAUGCUGGCAGCUGAAGUUACAUUUAGUGUGCUUAAUGAAGGUCUGGAUAUGGAUAUGUAUUGGGAUGCUUUGAGGAAUUCAUGGGUUUGGGAAGAACUAUAUAAAGCUCGAAACUAUCGACCAGCCUUUGAGUACGGGCUUAUUCCAGGACUGGCCUUAAGUGGUCUGGAACAUUACAUACUCAAGGGGAGGCAUUCAUUUACAUUGAAGCAUGGUAAACCUGAUCAUGAAGCAACAAAUGCUGCACAGUUGCAUUCUCCAAUUCACUAUCCAAAGGCUGAUGGUGUCUUGUCCUUUGAUGUAUCUACCUCUCUGCACAGGAGCAACACAAAUCAUGAGCACGAUCAACCUCCUCACCUUCGUUUGAGGGACCCAAAGAUUCCUGAACUUGUAAAUUUACCAGUGUUUGCCGCUCCUGAGUCACGAUAUUGUCCUGCACGAGUAUAUGAGUAUGUUGCAGAUGAGCAGAAUCAGCUGAAGUUGCAGAUUAAUGCACAAAACUGCUUACAUUGCAAGGCUUGUGAUAUCAAAGAUCCGAAGCAAAACAUAGAGUGGACAGUGCCUGAAGGAGGUGGAGGCCCGGGAUACUCAGUCAUGUAGAUCCAGAAGUCAGUGACAGUAUUGUCCCCCGCUAAUUACGACAUCUUUAAUGUUGACACGUUUUCCCUGACUAAAACAUUUGAAUUAUUACGUCUGCCCCUAAACUUUUACCCCGAAAAAAAUAAAAUACAUUUUGUAGUAAUAAUUUAGGCCGUCAUCGGGGGGAAAAGCAGUCCCAAUCUCGAUCAUGUCUACCAAAACAAGAAUGCUACAGGAAAAAAUAUUUGUGGAAUUAUGGGGUUUCAUGU
Messenger RNA from Gastrolobium bilobum, 2210 nucleotides. Its product is annotated as electron transfer flavoprotein-ubiquinone oxidoreductase, mitochondrial. Gene Ontology annotation, cellular component: mitochondrial inner membrane. Gene Ontology annotation, biological process: electron transport chain. Lineage: Eukaryota; Viridiplantae; Streptophyta; Magnoliopsida; Fabales; Fabaceae. The record is from RefSeq and is a predicted model, not a curated record. The transcript is spliced from 18 exons. The coding region runs from base 82 to 1962 and encodes 626 amino acids. Gene Ontology annotation, molecular function: zinc ion binding; nucleic acid binding; iron-sulfur cluster binding.